Hemisphaericaspora subhashii is the source of this 267-nucleotide messenger RNA. It is a transcript of the gene TIM9, whose product is annotated as protein transporter. Lineage: Eukaryota; Fungi; Ascomycota; Pichiomycetes; Serinales; Debaryomycetaceae. The transcript is spliced from 2 exons. The record is from RefSeq and is a predicted model, not a curated record. Bases 1 to 267 code for a protein of 88 amino acids.
AUGGACCAAUUAAAUGUUAAGGAACAACAAGAAUUUCAACAAAUUGUUGAACAAAAACAAAUGAAAGAUUUUAUGAAUUUAUAUGCAAAUUUAGUUUCAAGAUGUUUUGAUGAUUGUGUUAAUGAUUUUACUUCUGGUAAUUUAUCAACUAAAGAAACUAGUUGUAUUUCUAAAUGUUCUGAAAAGUUCUUAAAACAUAGUGAACGUGUUGGUCAAAGAUUCCAAGAACAAAAUGCUUUAUUGAUGCAAAAGCAAGGUCAACAAUAA